GGAAGUUCCGGGUAGAGUUCCGGGUGCCGUUCCUGGUGCGGUUGAGGCUUCUGACUGGAGAAAUGGCCACUCUCUGUCUCUUCGACAUGGAUGGGACCCUGACUGCCCCGCGGCAGAAAAUUACAGAAGAAAUGGAUGGCUUUCUACAAAAAUUGAGGCAGAAGACCAAAAUUGGAGUGGUAGGUGGGUCAGAUUUUGAGAAACUGCAAGAGCAACUGGGAAGUGAUGUGGUUGAGAAAUACGAUUAUGUGUUCCCAGAGAAUGGCUUGGUAGCGUACAAAGAUGGGAAGCUAUUGUGUAAGCAGAAUAUUCAAGGGCAUCUGGGGGAGGAUGUGAUCCAAGACCUGAUCAACUACUGUCUGAGCUACAUUGCAAACAUUAAACUCCCUAAGAAAAGGGGAACUUUCAUUGAAUUCCGAAAUGGCAUGUUGAAUGUGUCCCCUAUUGGAAGAAGCUGCAGCCAAGAAGAACGAAUUGAAUUCUACGAACUCGAUAAAAAAGAACAUAUACGACAAAAGUUCGUAGCAGACCUGAGGAAGGAAUUUGCAGGGAAAGGCCUCACAUUCUCCAUAGGUGGCCAAAUCAGCAUCGACGUCUUUCCUGAAGGAUGGGACAAGCGGUAUUGCCUGAGACACCUGGAACAUGCUGGCUAUAAGACCAUUUAUUUCUUUGGAGACAAGACUAUGCCGGGUGGCAAUGACCAUGAGAUCUUCACAGACCCCAGAACUGUGGGCUACACAGUGACGGAACCCGGAGACACACGCAGGAUCUGUGAGGGGCUCUUCCCUUGACCCGAGGAGUGCCGUCCUGACCAACAACACUGGAAGGGGCAUCUGAUGAUGAAAGAGAGCAGCCAUCCAGAGUUACCCAUCUGGGAUAGAACUGAAGACUUCUGUGAUUUGCUCCGUCUGCAAUCUGUGGUGGAGGCUGAGGCAGGAAGUAGCACCACUAUUCUGUCAAAGGGUUAAUGUUUCUGUUUUCAAGCCAGCUUCCCCUCUGUGAGCUGCAGACCACAGUGUGGCCAAGUGACAACUGAUCCCACAGUUUACACCUACACUGGCCUGGCUGGCCAUCUCGAUUUGCUAUAUCGUAAAGCCAGACUGCUUUCCUGUCACCGCAGGAGGGGAGGACAGAGGACCCAGCAAAGCAGCACCUCAUUGCAGUCCUCUUUAACCCCCAGGCUGACCAACCUAGGUAGCAGACCCAGUACCUAAGGCCACAGCAGCAGGGGCGCUCUCCAGCCUCUUCUUGGAGAGUGCACGUGUCCUCCCGAAGCUCGAAGCUCAGGAAAGCCUUCCAAGAACACUUCCCAGGCAGCUUUCCAGUGCCCAGCCACCAUGUGUCUCCACUGCCCUACCCUUGGCUGCCCCUACUCUGUCCACACCCACAGCAGAAUGCCAGGUCCUCACCCUGUGGCAUCCUUGGGUUUUAUGGCAGUGCUGUGAAGCCCACUGAAGGGACAGCACCAUCUCUCACUUCUCAGUCUGGUCACUUUAACCCUCAGUGUCAAAAGGGUGUCUACCCCAGGUUGGCAGAGAACUUGGCUUCUGAGAGCUGCUUUCUCCACUUCGCUCCAGUAAUGCUGGAGCCCCUAGCUGGCCUGGCUGUAGCAGUUCCUAGCCAGCCCAGAGGCUGUGUUCUACCUGCAGGUCCAGUGUCUCCCAUUGUGCCAGGUGGACUCCAGGCCUUGCCAGUUCCUACAGUGGCUGUCACAGAAACCCCCUGCCCCACUGUCUUCAUUCAACUCUCCCACCUAAUAAAGGGCCUCUGCUCUCCAGGCAGUACAUGAUUGUAGCCAAA
This is a messenger RNA of Mus caroli (Ryukyu mouse), 1800 nucleotides long. It is a transcript of the gene Pmm2, whose product is annotated as phosphomannomutase 2. The record is from RefSeq and is a predicted model, not a curated record. NCBI's taxonomy places the organism in Eukaryota, Metazoa, Chordata, Mammalia, Rodentia, Muridae. Gene Ontology annotation, cellular component: cytosol. Gene Ontology annotation, molecular function: phosphomannomutase activity. Gene Ontology annotation, biological process: protein N-linked glycosylation; GDP-mannose biosynthetic process; mannose metabolic process.